This is a messenger RNA of Lingula anatina, 813 nucleotides long. RefSeq lists its product as uncharacterized. The record is from RefSeq and is a predicted model, not a curated record. NCBI's taxonomy places the organism in Eukaryota, Metazoa, Brachiopoda, Lingulata, Lingulida, Lingulidae. Gene Ontology annotation, biological process: cell adhesion. Gene Ontology annotation, molecular function: calcium ion binding.
AUGACGAGGAUCACCAUGAAUUCGGAAAAGGUAAUGAGACGGCGACCCUUUGGUUUUGAAUUCAUAGCUGUACAGUCAUUUGAGAAAAAGAACCACGUGGACACGGAUGGAGAUGGUAUACCAGAUCACCUGGACCAUGACGAUGAUGGGGAUGGCAUUCCGGAUCAUCACGACGAAGAUCACCAUGAAUAUGGAAAAGAUCACAAAGACUCGGAUGGGGACGGCAUACCGGAUCAUUUGGACCACGAUGACGACGGUGACGGCGUGCCAGAUCACCAUGACGACGAUCAUGGCCAUUUCCAUAAGAGAAAAUCUGCAACCCAGGGCAAAGCAGACCUCGUCGACACUGACGGUGACGGAAUACCGGAUCAUCUGGAUCACGAUGAUGAUAAUGACGGCAUACCGGAUCACCAUGAUGACGACCACCAUGACUGGCAUGGUCACAAAGACACGGAUGGAGACGGAAUACCAGAUCACCUAGAUCAUGAUGAUGAUGGAGAUGGUAUACCGGACCAUCACGAUGACGAUCAUCAUGAAUAUGGAAAAGGUCAUAAAGAUAGCGACGGUGACGGCAUCCCGGAUCAUUUGGACCACGACGAUGACAAUGACGGCAUACCGGAUCACCAUGAUGAAGAUCACCAUGAAUAUGGAGCCGAUCACGCAGACGCUGAUGGAGACGGCAUACCGGAUCACUUAGAUCAUGACGACGAUGGCGACGGUGUACCGGAUCAUCAUGACGACGAUCACGAUCAUUUCCACUCGAAAAAGGCCGCAGAAGCCAAGAAGGCGGGAAAAGUUAAAACAGAAUUGUAG